UUCCUGUACAUAUGGGAAAUACUCUUUCAUUGUUAAUCUACAAGGGAGAAAUGACCCUUCAUAGUAUCUUGGAGAUCAUGAAAAACAAGAAGCGCAAAUUGCAGGGAAAGCCGAGAGCGAGUGAAGAGAUGACGGCCACCAGGGAUUCCUACGGAUUCAGCAAGCAGUGGUCGAUCUUUCGGGUUCCGGAGCACAUUCGUGAGGUAGACAAGAAGGCGUACAACCCUCGGGUCGUCGCGAUCGGUCCGUUCCAUCGGGACCGGCCAGAGUUGAGGGCGAUGGAAACUCAGAAGCUGAGGCUGUACGAGCGACUUAUGAAGCAGAUUGUUGGCGAGGAACGUGAUGUGGGUCUCCAGACUGCGAUCAAGAAGUUGGAAGGCAGGGCAAGGAGAUGUUAUUCAGAGGAGUUCGACGAUGUCAGCAGCGAGGAAUUUGUCCAGAUGAUGCUUCUCGACGGGUGCUUCAUAGUCGAGCUCAUGCGGUUGUAUCAUAAGAGUAAUGAGUACGGUGAACAUUUGGAAGAACCUAUAUUCGCAACGAGAUGGAUGCUUCCCAACAUCACUAGAGAUCUGCUAAUGCUCGAGAACCAAUUGCCCUUUUUUGUGUUGCAAGAAAUAUACAAGCUCACCACCUUCGGUGAGAAAGAGACCCCACUAAACAAGCUCGCGCUCCUAUUCUUCGAGCCUCUACGACCCCAAAAGGGCGAAUACACUGAGAUAAAGUUGCAAGACCAAGGGACGCAUCAUCAUCUCCUCGCUCUAUUUCACUCUAGUUUCCUCCCGUGUGACUACCGUCCUUCUCUAAGGUUCCGAGGCGUGAGAUGGAACAGACAGGAAAAUUUACCGGGGAAGUUUUGGCUGGAAGAAGCAAGAACACUUCGGAGAUCCGGCAUUAAGUUCAAAAGCAAUCCCGGUAACCUCCUCAACAUAGAAUUCGAGAACAGGGAGCUCCGAAUCCCAACCCUAUUCAUCGACGACUCCACGGGACCUUUGUUCCGGAACUUGCUGGCUUACGAACAGUGCAAUGCCUUCGCUGCGCCGUAUUUCACCUGCUAUGCAAUCUUCCUCAACAGCAUCAUCAACGCGCCAGAAGACAUCGAGAUCCUUCAAGAUGCGGGGAUCAUAAUACAGUCCAAGGCCGUGGACGAAGAAGUGGUGAACCUUGUUAAUAGCCUCACCAAGGAGCUUGUGUUCGAUUUGCACGACAUGAAUGACUGCUACAUAGUACAGCAAAUCGAAGACAUCAACGCCUUCUGCAGAUCUUGGAUGAGUAAAUGCAUCUAUCACGUCUCCAACAUCGAUUUCAUCAGUAUCGGAUUAUCAUUUAUAUUCCCUUCAUUCAAAUAAUUGUA
Molecule: messenger RNA, 1351 nt
Organism: Syzygium oleosum
Lineage: Eukaryota; Viridiplantae; Streptophyta; Magnoliopsida; Myrtales; Myrtaceae
Product: UPF0481 protein At3g47200-like
Exons: 2
Coding region: 12-1346 (444 amino acids)
Source: RefSeq, a predicted model, not a curated record